Penicillium angulare is the source of this 687-nucleotide messenger RNA. RefSeq lists its product as uncharacterized. NCBI's taxonomy places the organism in Eukaryota, Fungi, Ascomycota, Eurotiomycetes, Eurotiales, Aspergillaceae. The record is from RefSeq and is a predicted model, not a curated record. The coding region runs from base 1 to 687 and encodes 228 amino acids. The transcript has a single exon.
AUGAAAGAUGAUUCCGAUGAAGCUUGUGAAGUUGGGGUUUGGGUUGAUGUUGACUUUGUCGUCGUUGUUGUAAUUAUCUUGUCGCCUGAAUCCGUCUUCGAAGAAAAUUUGGUGGUUGUAGCUAAGUUCAGCUCUGAAGUGGACUUGAUAUUUGAACUUGAAGCUGUGACUUUAUCACGAACGAAAGAUCUGGAUUUCCUGGUAGUUGUUGUGAUAAUUGUUGCAGUGUUGAGCAUUUUAGCACUGGUUUUUGUUGUUGUGAUAAAGAAGUUUUCCGAAGAUGACGUUGAAAUAAUAGAUUGCACGCUAUUUGUUUCAACCGCAAGCGCAUUGUCUCCCGAUUCGGACAAGUAUACCAUGACCGGACUUUCAACUUGUCGGUUAAUUGGAGAGGCUGCAUUCUUUGGCACGGAAGGUGAAAAGGUCGCGCUUUUGGAUGAAAAGACGGUACGGGAUGUAGAAGGCUCCUUGAGUUUGGAUGUGGUAGAAAUGAUGGAAGGAGAAGAAGUCUCGACGUUUCUUGCUGGAGGCGUGCUCUGGCUCUGCCACCAAAAGAUCGUGGUCGUAGUCGUUUCAGAUGGUAUGUCACUCGAACCAGGCAAAACUGAGGUUUCAGACUCCGUAGUGGGAUCUUUUUUGUCAGAAGUCGAGAUAGUUAAAGAGGUGGUCGCCAAGAAAGAUAGGUAG